Molecule: messenger RNA, 267 nt
Organism: Symbiodinium pilosum
Lineage: Eukaryota; Dinophyceae; Suessiales; Symbiodiniaceae
Source: the annotation of a GenBank genome assembly
AUGAAGAACAGUUCUCAGACGAUCAGGAGGAACGUUUCGAUUUCGAUGAUCAGCUGGAAAAGACAGCGGCCCAGACCGAGGAUCAAGGCAUGCCGGUGGGUGAUGAAGUGGUGGCAGAGGACGAGGAAGAGCAAGGUGCACACCUGUGGAUGCCUUACGUACUUUAUGCUUUCUGGUGUGUGGAUGCAAGUGUCAGGAACUCAUGCAGUCCAUUAUCACAUGUUUUGGGGGCAAGGCCAUGGUGUCACGUUGCCUCGGCGUGUGUGA